This is a messenger RNA of Sodiomyces alkalinus F11, 1692 nucleotides long. Its product is annotated as alpha/beta-hydrolase. NCBI's taxonomy places the organism in Eukaryota, Fungi, Ascomycota, Sordariomycetes, Glomerellales, Plectosphaerellaceae. Gene Ontology annotation, biological process: proteolysis. Gene Ontology annotation, cellular component: fungal-type vacuole. The coding region runs from base 1 to 1692 and encodes 563 amino acids. The record is from RefSeq and is a predicted model, not a curated record. The transcript is spliced from 7 exons. Gene Ontology annotation, molecular function: serine-type carboxypeptidase activity.
AUGAAACUUCGUGCCUGGCCCAUGGCCUUGAUGGUCCAUCUUCUACAUGUAACUGUCUUCGCAAAGGUUUGCUCAGCUAGUAGCACUAGACCUCGCGUCUCUGUUCGACAGACAUCUGGUCUCUGCGAGACCACCCCGAACGUCAAGUCAUACAGCGGCUAUGUCGCUCUGCCUCCCACAACCAAUUUCCCUUAUGAGCAGAACCUCUUCUUCUGGUUCUUCGAGUCCCGCCAAGAUCCCAGAAACGAUCCCUUAGUUCUGUGGAUCAAUGGCGGUCCCGGCUCUCCAUCCAUAGGUCAAGCCCUUGGAAGCAAUGGUCCAUGCCGUGUCCUGGACGACUCCAAGACUACCAAACUCAACGAAUGGUCUUGGAAUAAUAGAGCGAAUCUUCUCUACAUUGACCAGCCCGUCCAGACAGGCUUUAGCUACGAUACUGUGGUCAAUGGUCGAAUGGACUUGCUUACCGGCAACAUAUUCCCCGAUGGUGCCGACGUCCCCCCUGAAGGUUCUAUCCUGUUCGAUGGCACAUUCAGCUCCCAGGACCCAAGGCAGACCGUCAACACUACCCAGAAUGCUGCUCGUGUCAUCGGCGGUCACUGGGCUCCCGCCAUCGCCUCCCAUUUCAACACCCAAUCCGAUAGCCUCGCCUCCUCGAACCCGGUAUCCCCCACCGAGCGGCUCUGCCCAAGACCAAGACCAAGACCCAUCCGCGUCGCCACACUCGGCCUUAUCGCACCCUUCAUCGACGUCCUCGUCCAGAACUCGGCCCUGACCUACGCCUAUAACAACACGUACGAAAUCGAGAUCUUCGACCAGGACACAGUUGCCAACAUUACCGCCACUUUCAACGCCGAGGGAGGCUGCCGGAAUCUGACCGAAGCAUGCCGGGCUACCGUCGCCGCCCAGGACCCGGACGGUUGGGGAAACGCCCCGGCCGCGUGGGAGAUUUGUGCCUUCGCUUUCCAGACGUGCUAUGCGCUCACAGAACUGCCUUAUAGUGCCCAAGGACGUGACCCGUUCGACAUUACCCAGUCCGCCGCCGAGCGGUUCCCUCCUCCCUACGCUUUGGGAUUUCUGAACCGCGAGAACGUCCAGAACUUUUUCAUCACCGGCGACUUCCUAGUAAGCUUCGCCCCCACCAUCGAGUCCCUCCUCAACGUCGACAUCCCCGUCACCCUGAUCUACGGCGACCGCGACUGGCGCAGCAACUGGUUCGGCGGCGAAGACCUCUCCCUCGCCUUAGCCCACCGGGGCGCAGCCGCCUUUGCAGCCGCAGGUGACGACGACGGCCCUGUUCGCCGCAGAGGCUACACCCGCCAGCACGGCCGCUUCAGCUUCACCGUCCUGCGCCAAGCCGGCCACGAAGCCCCCUACUACCAGCCCGACGCCGCCUACGCCGUCUUCCAGCGCGACCUGGACGGCGUCGACAUCGCUACCGGCCGGACCCCCGUGGCGCCCGGGUCGAGCGGCUACUCGACCUCUGGGCCAUCCGAUAUACGCGGCGUCAAGGCUUCGCGGCCCUCGGGGCCGAGGCCCCUCUUUUGCUAUGUGGCCGGUAGGUCGCUUCCGGCUGGGUCGUGCUCUGAGGAACAGAUCGCCGCGCUCAGGGACGGGUCUGCUGUUGUGGAGGAUUUCGUUGUCGUCAAUCCGCCGUGGCGUUCCCCCUGGAGGCGGGGCCGGGAGAGAGCAUGA